Molecule: messenger RNA, 2343 nt
Organism: Caenorhabditis elegans
Lineage: Eukaryota; Metazoa; Nematoda; Chromadorea; Rhabditida; Rhabditidae
Gene: eff-1
Product: Protein kinase domain-containing protein
Source: RefSeq, marked reviewed
AAGCAUGGAACCGCCGUUUGAGUGGUCUCCCCAGUUUAUUCUGCUUCUCCUAGCAGUUACAACCUACGGAUUUCCACUCGAGGAGAAAUUCGAUGGGCUCUUCCGUGCAGAGCCACCACACUGUUCCAAGACACCAAUUGUCCGUGCUCAAACAUCUCAAAAUGCGAUGUCAUCAAUUGCAAGAGGAAUGCAAAUGCAAUUCUCAAUUGGUUUGCACACUGCAGUCUGCUUCAGAUUAUAUGAAGACACUCAACUCGCAUCCCAAGAGAUCAAUGAUGAUGAAAAUGCUGGAAAUCAGACAUCACUUCUUCAUACUAUUCGAUUGGAAAAGCUUGAACAUCACCAUCCGAUAACUCAGCGGUACACUUUUGGAAUCCCUGAAGUUCAUGCCAGUUGUAUCUGUGAGUGUGAUGCCACAUCUUCAACAUGUACCGCAGAAUCUCAUCAGUUUACCGCUUGUCCAGAGUCUGAUAAGUCUGAUGAAACAUCUUCAUGCUACCGCACGUUCUUCCCAAAUCAGACACCAAUCGGGUGCAGUGAAGACGACAUCCCCAAGCUUUGCUGUGACGUUCGAUUCAAGCCAUAUAAAAAUAUGACAUUCCUCGCAGUCAAACUAGAACAACCUACAACGUAUGCAACAUUUGUCUACGCAGCUUAUGAUUUUGUAAAUGGAUAUUGGGUGGAAAAAGAUAAAACUAAAAUCCGUUCUCAAUUAGAUGGUGGAACACAGGAUAGGCAUCUCGACCAAAAACGUCGAAUUUCAUUGGCUGUAACUGCCGGAGGACGAGCAUCUCAUCAACUGGAGACAGGAAUGUAUUUCUCAAGAACAAGUAAUGGAGGAGAAACAGAAGAACUGAGAAUGCAACCAUUGAAUGAGAUUACAGACAAUAACUUUGACCGUCUUGGAUGGUACAGAAUGGACGAUUCUGGUCAUUUUCAUGUGAAUAAUGGAGUUGUGAAAAUGGAUGAUAUUCACAAGGCUAAAGUGAAAAAUUGCAAAGAGCAAACUUAUAAAUCAAUUCUCUCUGCAAAUCAUUAUAUGCCAGGACAUUUCAAUUUGACUCGUCCACUUGAAGUUAUCAAACCGUGGAUUCAAUCUGCUCGAAUUUUUGAUAGUUCUCUCAGACAAGCUGUUGUAACACAUGCCGAAGGAACUAAUCUUCAAAUUUCAAUUCACUUGGAUGACGAGGUGGAAAGUCAAAACCUUGUCUUCUUCCAUAAUGCAUCAAGAAUUCGUGACUUCAGUGGAUCCAUCAUCGUUGAUUCAAAAUCAAAUCGAUUGUUCAACUUGACAGUAUAUGAGGCUUCUGGAAAAAUUGAUGGAUCAGUGAAGAUGUCAACUGGAUUUGGAUCUGAUACAAUUCACACAUUCACUGCUUAUGUUAGUGAUCUUCAUGCUUCAAACCGUUCUAUGAUUAUUCCACUGCCAGCCAUCGUUGGACAAGGAGCCAGAGCAAUCUGUCUCCGAGCAGAUUCAAUGGCUGAUAUUGACAAAAUUUGUCAUGUCAUUGAGUAUUUCGAGAGCCCUUUGGAAAUCGAUCUUGUUGAGGGAAAAUGGCACGAAAUGAUUGGAACCUGCCCAACUUGUAAUCAAAUCAAUUUCAAUGGAAUGAUGAAAUUUCUGAAUCCAGCUCAUUGGAUCAAAGGAAUCAGUUCGAUUGGUGACGGCGUUAUGAUUGCUACGGAUAUUGUUGUGUAUCUCGGAGUUUUGUGUAUUCUGUAUCUUCUUAUUACGAAGAUUAUUGUUCCGUUGGUUCGUUGCUGGGUAUGCCCCAUGUCGAUUUUCUGCAAUGGGUCCUCUUCGUCGUCCAAAAACAAAAAUGAUAAGAGAAGGAAGGAGAGAGAGGAGAGGCGCAGAAAGGACAAAUUUGUCUCAGAAUCCGAAGAUGGUGCAAGAAGUAGUUCCGAGCCCCACGACACUUUGGCGAGAUACCAUGGAAAUCACUCGGAGCGGCACUAUAGCAGUAGCCAGUACAUUUGAUUUCAUCUGAUCAUGCAUUUCUUCAUAUUCAUCUUGUCACAUUGCUAAUAAUCUCGUUCAAUUUAUGGGUACACACAGUGCUGAUUCGACGACGCGUAUUUUUUCUUUUUCCCAAUUCUCAAUUUUCAGUUUUGAAUUUUGAAUAUUUCCAUUUAAUACCAUAACGGGUAUCUGAAUUUAUUUCUAAAGCCGAUUGUAAUUUUGUGAUACCAUUUGCCUAUUUCUUUCCUAUUCUUCUUAUACCAAUGUCUACUGUUCCCCUCUGUGCCUUUCAAUGUUUCCAACGGUGCUUCCCCCCAUGAGACCAAAUUUGUAAAUCGCCUGCGGUGCGGGUGUUUUUGAAAAAUAAAUUUAUUGACUCU